Paracoccidioides lutzii Pb01 is the source of this 180-nucleotide messenger RNA. RefSeq lists its product as hypothetical. The record is from RefSeq and is a predicted model, not a curated record. The transcript has a single exon. The coding region runs from base 1 to 180 and encodes 59 amino acids.
AUGGCAUCGCUGCUAUCAUCGACACCUCCAACACCAACAAUCCACCUCAGCAUCAGCGUCAGCAUCAGUAUCAAUCACAUCAUGAAAUUCAAGCGAACAUGGAUACUGCCCCUUGAUACUUUAGGGGGUGGCCGGGAGUUUGACCUGUGGUCCCCAGCGGAUGGUUACUGGGAGAUUUAG